Messenger RNA from Platichthys flesus (European flounder), 4364 nucleotides. It is a transcript of the gene maco1b, whose product is annotated as macoilin 1b. The record is from RefSeq and is a predicted model, not a curated record. Bases 290 to 2335 code for a protein of 681 amino acids. Gene Ontology annotation, biological process: neuronal signal transduction. The transcript has 11 exons. NCBI's taxonomy places the organism in Eukaryota, Metazoa, Chordata, Actinopteri, Pleuronectiformes, Pleuronectidae. Gene Ontology annotation, cellular component: rough endoplasmic reticulum membrane.
GCGGCCUCGGCGGAGACAUUAAUUGGACGGUCCAGCCGUCUGACAACUGCACGUAAAGUACAAUACAGCGCGGCGGCUCGAGGUUUAUUGAGCCUGCGCCGAGAGAAAAAGAGGAGGUUCCCGAAUAGAGUGCUUUAUUUAUUUCUUUGUUUCCAACAGGGAGAGAAAAAUAACAACAGCGACGCACAACCAUAGCGACUUAAUUUUUACAUUUGUUUUUGUCCGCGUACGCAAGAAAACUGGAUAAGACUACAGUGGUUGCUCAAAGGCCAAAGCCAAGAGGAGGAGGAUGAAGCGGCGCAAUGCGGACUGCAGCAAACUCCGACGGCCGUUGAAACGGAACCGAAUCACCGAGGGUAUAUACGGCAGUACCUUCCUGUACUUGAAGUUCCUGGUGGUGUGGGCACUGGUGCUAUUGGCAGACUUUGUACUAGAGUUCAGGUUCGAAUACCUCUGGCCGUUCUGGCUCUUCAUCCGGAGUGUCUACGACUCCUUUAGAUACCAGGGGCUGGCCUUCUCAGUAUUCUUUGUGUGUGUGGCGUUUACCUCGGACAUUAUUUGCCUCCUCUUCAUCCCAGUGCAAUGGCUAUUCUUCGCUGCCAGUACCUAUGUGUGGGUGCAGUAUGUUUGGCACACAGAGAGAGGUGUCUGUCUGCCCACAGUGUCUCUUUGGAUACUGUUUGUGUACAUAGAGGCAGCCAUCAGAUUCAAAGACCUGAAGAACUUCCACGUGGACUUGUGUCGUCCGUUUGCUGCACACUGCAUUGGAUACCCAGUGGUCACGCUUGGCUUCGGCUUCAAGAGUUACGUGAGCUAUAAGAUGCGUCUUCGAAAGCAGAAGGAGGUGCAGAAGGAGAAUGAGUUUUACAUGCAGCUCCUGCAGCAGGCUCUGCCUCCAGAGCAACAGAUGCUUCAGAGGCAAGAGCGAGAAGCAGAAGAAGCAGCAGCAAAAGGAAUAUCUGAAGUGGACACACCUCCAGUAUCACAGAACGGCGCCCCAGCCAAUAAAAAGAUAUCUGCGCCACUGCCAGAACUAGAGUAUAAAGAAAAAGGGAAAGAGGGAAGGGGCGGCGGGGAGACUAAAAAGCAGCACAACAGCAUCCUGCCAUCAUCAGUGGACUCUAAACUCCAGGAGAUGGAGUAUAUGGAGAACCAUAUGAACAACAAGAGACUGGCCACAGAGCUGGGCAGUACAGAGAACCUGUUGCUUAAAGAGGACAACAAUUCUUCCUGCUCCUCCUCUUCGUCCUCCUCCUCUAAAAACUACAAAAACGCUAGCAGCAAUGCCGCAACGCUCAACUCCUCGCCCCGUGGCCAUAGUGCUACCAACGGCAGUGUGCCCUCCUCUGCACCACCAUCUUCUUCUUCCUCAGGGAAGAACGAGAAGAAGCACAAGCUAUCAGUAGGGAAGGGGUUGGCGGGUGGCCCCCACAGGGAUCCCACAGACAACUGUAUCCCCAACAACCAGCUGAGCAAGCCAGAAGCACUUGUUAGAUUAGAGCAGGAUGUUAAAAAGUUGAAGGCCGACCUGCAAGCCAGCCGGCAAGUAGAGCAGGAUCUGCGCAGCCAGCUUGGCUCACUGGGCAGCGCAGAGCGCUCCAUACGGACUGAGCUGGGUCAACUGCGCCAGGAGAAUGAGCUGCUUCAGAACAAGCUUCAUAAUGCUGUCCAGGCAAAGCAAAAGGACAAACAGGCUGUAGGCCAACUAGAGAAGAGGCUCAAAGCAGAGCAGGAAGCUCGAGCCACUGCUGAGAAACAACUUGCAGAGGAAAAGAAGCGAAAGAAGUUAGAGGAAGCCACAGCAGCCAGAGCAGUAGCACUAGCAGCAGCAUCCAGAGGGGAGUGCACAGACACGCUGCGGCGACGAAUUACUGAAUUAGAAACGGAGUGUAAGAAAGUAACACUGGAUAUCAAGCUAAAGGAGGACCAGAUCCGAGAGCUUGAAUUGAAGGUGCAGGAGCUUCAUAAAUAUAAGGAGAAUGAAAAAGACACAGAGGUGUUGAUGUCUGCGCUGUCAGCCAUGCAGGACAAGACCCAGCACCUGGAGAACAGCCUGAGUGCAGAGACAAGGAUCAAACUGGACCUCUUCUCUGCACUGGGAGAUGCCAAGAGACAACUGGAGAUAGCACAAGGUCAAAUCCUGCAAAAGGACCAGGAGAUUAAAGACCUGAAGCAGAAGAUAGCUGAAGUGAUGGCCGUCAUGCCCAGCAUCUCCUACACAGCUGACACCAGCAGCAUGAACACCGUGGGCCCCCACUACUCCUCCAAGUUCAUGGACACCAAUCCUUCUGGCCUCGACCCCAACGCCUCUGUUUACCAGCCAAUGAAAAAGUGAACGCUUGGUCCUGCCCCUCAUCCUUUCCUCCCCUUCAUCCAUACUCUCUGCAGUUUUUAUUUCACCUGCAGGCCCACCACCUUCCAAUCUGCUCGGCAUGUCUGUGGCUGAGAACAUUGUUUUUUCUUGGGGUUUUUUGUUUUCUCCACGCCAGGUCAGAAGGAUGUUGGUAUUGUGUGACUGUAUUUGUUGUAGUUAAAACAAAAGACAAAAAAAAACUUACAAUGGACAACUAGGUAGUCCCAGAUAUGUUUUCUCUUAAGUGUCUAGUGAAACCUCACAGAAUCGGGUAUGUACCUUCAUCUGAAGGUUGUUUCUCUCCCUUCCCCACACUGCAGCCUGUUACCUGCUCUUUGGUCCUGGGUAAUAGCUUCUUAUUUAUUGUUUUAGGUUGAUUUAUUUUAUUUUUUUCCUACAAUCAUGAAGGCGAGUUCUCCAUUGUCAUACAGCUUGACUUGUAUCCUGUUUUUUGGACAGUUUUUUUUUUCUCACAAGGUAGUAAGGCAACAUCUGUACAACCAGAAGAAUGUAGUGCAAAGUUGGCACAGACUCUCUCCCCUGUUAUGUUUUAUUUAUUCUUUCAAUCCACAAUCAGACGUCAAAUUAAACCGGCCCUCGGCUGCUUUGGGGUUUGGUGGUAAACUGUUUGUUUUUUGUUUCUCUGUUUUAAGUGACGAUUUGAACAAGCUGGAAAAUAUCUGAUGUUGGAAACAGAAACAGACUUUGAAAAGAAACAAACCCCAGGAGCUCUUGAGUUCUUGAGUUGAAGAAGUGCAGGAAGAGAAGACUGCAAGUUCACAGCUUCUCAGUACUCUGCAUCGUCUUUCUCCAGUUGUCAUGAUCACAGUGCCUUGAGUAGAGGACAUAAACUGAGAGAUAAUGCGACAUUGACCCGCCAAAAUUAGUUGUGAAGCAUCUGGCUUAAGGUGGAAUGGAUAAGAAUUUGCCCUUGCUCAAUCAAGACGGACAAAGUUAACUUCAGAAGCCGAUUUGUUUUUUCCAGCCAAUUUCCUGGAGGGCAGCUCUGUCCAUUUUGUUAUAGACAUCGCAGUUAACAGAUAAAGUGUUAAGCACCAAAACCAAUAGAUUUCAUUGUACUCCUGUUUGCCUGUUGUCAGUAUAUUGGCAUGAUGUUAUCUACCAAAGAGUCUACUGCACACAAGUCUCUAAAGAAGCUCAUCCAUACGGCUGUUAAACCCCAACUCCCUCAGUUGAAGCCAUCGCUCCCUCUUUUCUUUUUUUGAGUUUCAACUAAAAGUUGCACUGUAGAAAACACAAGCUGUUUGAAAGGGAAAUUUAUAAAGAUGGAUUGUGCAAUGUACACACAGCAUCGGAAAACGCCAACUUGAAUAUUAACAGUUAAAUAUUAUUAUUUAUUAAUCUUCCACUUCCGUUUGUGUGCCAAGACUGGAAUGCUUGUUUCUUCUAGUAAUGUGUUCAAGAAUGUACCGCAAAUCAAUUGGCUGACAUUUGUUUUUUUUCUGUCAAUUAUCCAGUUGGAUAUCACUUAAUGGAAUUAUCUGUUUAGCAGGUAGAGAACAGUGGUCACCUGCUUGUAGUAGACCAUGUAGUUAAAAGUAAGGGACUAGAAAGUCAAACAUUUCCUUUUGUGAAUGUUACAGUAUUUGCAACUGUCGGGCAAGUGGCUGUUUUUUUUGUUUUAAAGCAGCUUUCUUUACUCCCGUUUCUGGUAUUAUCGUUAUUUUCCUGCAGGGAGAAAAAUCGCUUAAGUCUGAUGUGGUUUCGCUGUCAUCUGAAAUGACCAUUGUGCGUGUGGUUUUCGCAUAUCGUAUAUGGAGAAUCCUUUUUUCACCCAGAAUGCUGACAUUAGCUCCUGGGAUGAAAAAAAGAAGUUGCGAAAAGUACAGUUUAAUCACUUGUUUGGUCAACUGAUAGGAAGUGUUUUGGUUUGUUUUUUGUUUUCUAUGCCCACAGUCACUGCUCUGUUUCUCCCCAGGUCUGACCUUGGCUGUGCUCUCGCUCUGUGAGGUUUGCAAGGAAUAAACUUUUCUUUUUUCUUGCAAAUUGA